UUUUUUAGCUUUGUUGUUUUAGAACAUCUCAGACGAGAGGCUGCUGUGGCUUCCUCCAGACUAACCUACAAAAUGAUGGAUACCCUUAACAAUGGGUAAGCACAUGCAUAUUUUCUCAUCACAAAGGGAUUACUUUCUACAGUUGUGUUGCUAUUUCAGUGUGGGUACAAUCAAACACAAAAUUUGGUUUCAUCAACUGAGUAGAUGAAGUAAAUUGUCCUUUGUGAGAAGAUUCAAAAGCUGCCAUUUUGAUUCAAGGUAUUUUAAGUUCUAUGUAGGUUUGGUAUUGUGUUUUGGAGUUAUGCUAUGUAUAAGAACAUGUCAACGUGAAAAAAAAGUAUGCAUUUUAAUAAUUUAAAUAUAAAUAAAGCAUUGAUUUCGUGGAGAGUCAUAGUUCCAAUUUAUACCAUUCCAACCAAACCAUGUCAAUCUGCAGUCUCUUCUGGCACCAAAUCACCAGAAAGCCACAAUGUUCAAUCUAAAACAAAAAUUUAACUCUCAAAUCAGCCCAAAAUUCAGUAUCUAGGUAGUCUUCUAUUUCCAGCUUUCAAAUGUAGUUUUUGUCUCUUAGUAGAAUAAUGCAAAUAAAUAUUAUAAAAUAUUAUAAAAAUGGUUACUUCUUUUUAAAUCUGAAAGUAAAAGAGAUUAUUUGCAAAAGAUAGAGACUAUUGAGCUUGAAAACUGACAUCCAUAUGUUUAUAUUUCUAUAGUGUAGAGCAAGCCUAUGUUAAUCAAAGGAAGUUGGAGACAGAAGCCAAACAGUUACAAGCUCACGCAGGUGAAAUUAAUGCAGUACCACUUGAAUAUUGUAGAUGUCAAUACAGUCAACUCUCUCAUAGCGACCACCUCCCGUAAACAACCACUUUAAAAAGAACGGUUUCUUGCUCAUGCAAAUACUGUUUUAAAAACUCUCUCAUAAGCGACCAAAGUAAACUUCAAUUUUCAAUUUCUUAAAUUUCAAAAACAACAGCAACCACUAUUUCAACCAGAAAUAUAAGCACCUGCUUGAUUUUGCUUGGCUAAACAGGUUCUUGUAUUUUUGAGUAUAAAGUUGCAAAUUUCUGGCAGGAUGUUCUCAAUCCACAGAUUGUUAUUAGUGGGUGUUUACUGUAUUCGAUGUGAAACAUUAUUGCCAGUUGCUGUUUGCCUGAGUCUUAGCUUGUUAGGUAAUAACUUUAAUAUGUAUUAACGUUAAUCAGUUCAGUUUGAGCUUAUUUUCCUGAUUUUUCCAACAGACCACCACCUCCUGUAAGCGACCACUUUGUCGUGCACCAAGGGUGGUCGCUUAUGAGACGGUUGACUGUCUGAAGGGUUUAACCUAGAUUCAUAUGACAUAGAUGUCUUCACAUGUUUCAAAGCUUUUGGUGGCUUUUCCCAUCCAUCACCCAUCAUUAAUUUAGAGGCAGCUGUCAAACUUGCUCUCAGGGUCAGGAUAGAAGGAGAGGAGCAUGGGAACGAGGUUGAGGCAGCUGUUUUUCACAGGCUACUAAAAUUCAGAUAGAAAGAGAUUCAAAUUCCCAGGAGAUUAACAAUCUAGAUUAUUUCUCUUCAUGACUUUAUGAUAAAUGCAAACUCUGACAAAUGUAUAAUGUUUUGUUUUACCUUUUUGACUUUAUUUUGCUAUUUUUUAUGUUCUCCUUAGUACGAUUCUCUAAACAGACAGUGCAGUGGCUUCAGAUGUUAGAAGCCUUCAACAAAGCUUUAAAGGUAGGAAUAGUUUUAAAUCAUUUUUGCCAUAAGUCAAAAGUACAGGUACCAAUAAUUACUUAAGCAAUACAUCACAUUUCAGGAACUGGGCGAUGUUGAGAACUGGUCAAGAGUAAUAGAGGCAGAUAUGACAGCCAUAGCUAGUGCCUUGGAAUAUGCUUAUAAAGGUAUAAUGAACUGCAGUGUAUUAUAA
Porites evermanni is the source of this 1900-nucleotide messenger RNA. NCBI's taxonomy places the organism in Eukaryota, Metazoa, Cnidaria, Anthozoa, Scleractinia, Poritidae. The record is from the annotation of a GenBank genome assembly.